GUGAGCCAUAGGUGUUCACCGUUAGAUCUGCAAUUCUUUAAUUCGAAUUCAUAGUUUCAUCGAGAAAGAAGCAAAAACAGAAGGAAAGCCAAGCGAAAUUUCAUGGACGAUCAGUUUCAUAAAGAAUGAAACCAAUGGUGUUUUGAUUCAUGAGUAAACGAACUCUCAUUCGACCUCGUUCUGGCGGGAAAGUAUUCCUGAAGCCCAUAAUACCCAUACAAAAAGGCCCUUCACUCACGGUCUCCUACACUCUCCCCUCAUAACCUCCGAUACGAGUCCCCCUCCCCUUCUCUGCUCUCUGAAAACCCUCCAUUUUCCCUCUGCUCAUCGCCUUCUCCCGGCCUUCGUUCAACACUUGACGUUCUAAGCACUAUCUUAGAAUAUUUUCCUCGCAUCGUACGUUUCUUUCCCUUCCAAAGAGUAGGGUUUCUUGUCCUAGGGCAUUCAACUAACUUCUCAGUCUACAGAUAGAUUUAGUUCGUCUUGUUAAAGUUUUUGCAGGUUGCUCGAUUAAAUUCCGCGGGAGUCAGGGGUUUUGAUUAGUCAGCCUACGAGUUUGGUGAAGUCGUUUGGCUUUGUCAAAAUGGCGGAUGCGUUCGAGGAAGAAGGGGAACCGACGGUAUCAAUCCAUGAGUACCUUAACGAAGUUGAAGAGCAGGAGUUGGAAGCUGAUUUGGUUUUGGGAGGGGAUGAAGGCAAGGAAUGCACCUAUGAAAAGGGUUAUAUGAAGAGGCAGGCGAUUUUCUCAUGCUUGACCUGUACUCCAGACGGAAAUGCUGGGGUCUGCACAGCAUGUAGCUUAUCUUGCCAUGACGGUCAUGAGGUUGUUGAGUUGUGGACUAAGAGAAACUUCCGGUGUGACUGUGGAAAUUCAAAAUUUGGGGUGUUCUUCUGCAAGCUUUUCCCAAACAAGGAUCCAGAAAAUUCAGAGAAUUCAUACAACCAUAACUUCAAAGGUGCCUAUUGCACUUGUGGUCGUCCAUAUCCUGAUCCAGAUGCUAAUGAACAGGUGGAGAUGAUACAAUGUUGCAUCUGCGAGGAUUGGUUUCAUGAGAACCAUAUUGCCCUUGAUUCUAAUGAAACUUCUGAAGAGAUUCCAAGAGAUGAGGAAGGAGAACCUUUAUAUGAGGAUUUCAUCUGUCAGGCAUGUGCUGUUAUCUGUUCUUUCUUGACUCUUUAUCCUCCUAGCUUUUGGGCACAAGCUAGGCAGAGUGAUUCUACAGUAAAUACUAACAAAGAGGGAAAUACUUUGGGAAAUAUGUCCUCUGGGAAGAUUGAGGAUGAGACUUCUUCUCAGUCAAUAGAAAAGGGUUCUGCAAUUCCACCUGUUUCUGGAAGUUUAUCAGGUCAAAAAGAUUUAUUUCUUGGAGAAGCAUCUGAUGAAAAUAGAAUCGUACACCAGUGUGCCCAGAAUACUGAUUUAAGUCCCAAAUGCAUUAUUGGAAUAGAUCUGCGGGGGCCUGAAGUGGCUUUAGAGAAAAAUAAACCAAUGUUUCUUUCUAAAAAUUGGAGAGAUCUUCUGUGCAGGUGUGUUACUUGUAAGGAAUUCUACAUCCAGAAGGGCAUUGGCUAUCUAAUUGAUAGGGAGGACACAAUUAUGGAAUAUGAGAAAAUUGCAAAGCAAAAGAGGGAGGAGAAAUUACAGCAACAGGAAGGAGUUGAUUUAAAUUUCCUCAAUAAGUUAGGCCAUGCUGAGAAGAUGGAGGUUCUGAGUGGCAUUGCAGAUAUGAAGAAUGAACUCCGAUCCUUCCUGGAGUCCUUUGACUCAUCAAAGCCAGUCACAUCUGCUGAUGUCCACCAGGUGUUUGAAAAUCUUGCAAAGAAACGCAGGCGUUUACCGUAAGUGAUUUCCUGGUUCCUUUGUUGUAUUACAUGUCAACUGUAGUGGCUUUGGGACUCAAUCCAAGUGCAGGAACAUUCAGAAUGCAUGUAUAGUUGUAGAAUGUUCAGGGAGAGAGUUUAACUUGUACUACCAUAAUCUAUGAAAUAUUUAGGCUUUUAUUCACAUUUAAGAUUUCAGCGGCAGUGUCUAUUAAUUUUAUUGCUAAAAAUAUACUUUUUAUGGGAGCCUAUUAGCUUGUUGUUCA
Molecule: messenger RNA, 2087 nt
Organism: Nelumbo nucifera (sacred lotus)
Lineage: Eukaryota; Viridiplantae; Streptophyta; Magnoliopsida; Proteales; Nelumbonaceae
Source: RefSeq, a predicted model, not a curated record